Messenger RNA from Eimeria tenella, 1098 nucleotides. RefSeq lists its product as uncharacterized. The record is from RefSeq and is a predicted model, not a curated record. The transcript is spliced from 3 exons. NCBI's taxonomy places the organism in Eukaryota, Apicomplexa, Conoidasida, Eucoccidiorida, Eimeriidae. Bases 1 to 1098 code for a protein of 365 amino acids.
AUGGAAAGCGAAAAGAACAGCAGCAGCAGCAGCAGCAGCAUAAGCAGCAACAGCAGCAGCAACGGCGCUGCAGCAGAGGCACCGAAGGCGCCCGGGAACGCUGCAGCAGCAACUGCAGCAGAUCCAGCAGCAGCAGCAGCUGCUGCCCCCGCAGCAGCACCAAAUGAUGUACACGUGUCCGAAGAUGCAACAGCAGCGCCUGCUGCAGCAGCAGCACCUGCUGCCGCUGCAGCACCAAAUUCAGACGGUGCAGCAGCAGCAACUGCAGCAACAGCAGCAGCAUCAGAAACAAAGCCAGAUGGAGAAGGGCCAGCAGCAGCAGCACCAUCAGCAGCAACAGCAGAACCAGCAGAUGUAGAAGCGCCGGCAGCAGCAGCAGCAAAAGCAGCAAAAAAGGCAGCAGGCGCACAGGAACAAGUCGAGCGAGAAGCAGCAGCAGCAGCAGCGGCAGCAGCAGCAGCGGCAGCAGCAGCAGGUAAACAGGCACCGGAAUCUAGUGCCGCAGGUGGCCCCUCAGGCCCUCAGACAGCAGCAGCAGCAACAGCAGCAAAAUCACCAGCAACGGCAGCAGAGGCUGCGGCUGCAGCAGCAGCAACUUCAGAUCCGCAGAUGCCGCACAGUGAUGCCGAGGAACACCAGCAGCAGCACCUGCAGCAGCAGCAGCUGGAACAGCAGCAGCAGCUGGAGCAGCAGAGGCAGCAGCAGCAGCCGCAGCAGGCAGAACAGCAGCAGCCGCAGCAGCAGCAGCGGGCCUCUGCAGCAGAAGGCUUGCCGCUGCAGCGGAGCCUUUCCCAUUACAUGAAAGCCCCGAAAAGCCGACCCACAAACUCGGAGCCAACCAGCAGCAGCAGCAGCAGCAGCAGCCCCUUGGAGGCAACAAACAUGGCCAACAACUGCAGCAGCAGCAGCAGCAGCAGCGUGCCUGAGGAGAUACUCGAAGGGGACAGAAAUGCUGCUGCUGUUGAAGACGUUGUGGAGUACAUACAGUCCGACACAGAGAAAGUCCAGAUUGUGGUACGUCAGCAGCAGCAGCAGCAGCAACAGCAGCAGCAGCAACAGCAGCAGCAGCGUACUAGUGGCGGCAGUGGUCAGUGCUAG